Cuscuta campestris is the source of this 1463-nucleotide messenger RNA. Lineage: Eukaryota; Viridiplantae; Streptophyta; Magnoliopsida; Solanales; Convolvulaceae. The record is from the annotation of a GenBank genome assembly.
CAAAUUAUUAAUAAUUUCCGAAAAUCAGAAAAAUUAAAAAAAAUUUAUUCCCAAAUCCAAAAAUUCUCCGCCCAUGGAGCCGAAUGAAAGCACUGGGCUGGGCUCUUUCUACCACCACCACCAAUCAGUCCACCAGUCCUCCGCCGCCGCUACCCCUACCACGGCGGUGCCACCCACCAAUGGAAUUGUGCCGAACUUUGGUGACAGCAACCCGGCCGCCGCAGCCGGAACCGCCGCUUCUCAUAUGGCGUACCCUAGUUCGCUGCAAUCGGCUGGGUCGUCUCCGACGGAGCCCGUGAAGAAGAAGCGCGGGAGGCCUAGGAAGUACGAUACUCCCGAGGAGGCGGCUGCUGCGAGGCGGGCGGCUGCCGCUUCUAACACUCUGCCCAAGAAGAGGGAUCAGGUGCAGUUGGGCGACGGCGGAGUACAAGGAGACGGCGGCAGUGGUGGCAGACCGAGAGGAAGCGGCGGUUCUUCGUACGCUUUGAAGAAUCACCCGUUUUCUGCUAUUGGUGAUGUGGGGAAAGGGUUCACGCCUUAUAUCAUAAAUGUGGUUGCAGGAGAAGACGUGAGCAACAAAAUAAUGACAUUCAUGCAACAAAGCAAGCGUGACAUAUGCAUCCUCUCAGCAUCUGGGGCAGUUUCGAGUGCAUCUCUGCUCCAACCUUCAACUUCUGGAGGCAACAUUACAUAUGAGGGGAGAUUUGACAUCCUUUCCCUAUCUGGAUCAUAUGUGCGCAAUGGGUGUGGAGGGAAAACUGGCGGACUUAGUGUAUGUCUUGGCAGCAGUGAUGGUCAAAUCAUUGGAGGCGGAGUUGGAGGCCCCUUGACGGCUGCAGGCCAGAUCCAGGUCAUCGUAGGCACAUUUGUUGUAGACCCAAAGAAGGAUACCACAACAGGGGGAAUGAUUCCCCAGGAGGCGCCGCCUGCAGCACAAGUGGGCGUGUCACCAUUUCCGCCUGGUGUCGGCUUCCAGCCAGGGGGAGUAAAUCCCUCUCAUCAAUUCAUGGCACAUCAGCAGCAGCCGCAACAACGGGGGGUGCAACCGAUGCCCCUACAAUCCUUCCAUUGGAGGGGGGACGCAGGGCCCAUGAUGCACCACUCCCCAGAUAACGAGGACUAUGAGUAAACCAUGGGGAGAGAGAGAGAGAGAGAGAGAGUAGAGAAUCAGUCAGCCAGUCAGUCUUGUAGGUUCUCUUUUGGAUUUUGAGAGGAACACAAAACUCAAAUUUCAGCAUCUGCCUGUGUCUAGUAGCUAUAAUAGUGUACAGGAGGAUUCCAGAAGGAAUCAACAUUCUUCAGUUUCUGCGAUUUUCUUUAGAAUUAUUAUUCGGAGAAAGCACAUAUCGAAGGCUUCACUGAUUCUUCAUGGAUGAACAUCUUUUGGUUUUUUUUGCUUCCAAGCUUUAAAUAGAGAUUGAUUGAAGCUUCUCUAGAAGAAAGAAGAAAGUACAGAAAUAUGA